Messenger RNA from Paramecium pentaurelia, 2382 nucleotides. The record is from the annotation of a GenBank genome assembly. Lineage: Eukaryota; Ciliophora; Oligohymenophorea; Peniculida; Parameciidae.
AUGCAUUCAACAUGUAAUUAUAUAAUCCAAUCCAUUAGAAUAAAACAAAUAUGGAUUUGAGGAAAACUUUAAUGGCUCUAGUGUUAGUGUUUCAGAGGAGAGUUAAGAUAUCAUUAUAGUGGAACCACUUGAUGAAUAGAAACAAGCGUAAUUCUCUUUAUCCAUACAAUUAGAAUUAAUAAAGCAAAUGCUCUCUAUUUAACUGGUUAAAAUCAUUCCAUUCCAAACUCUUCUUAUGGUAAUAAACCAGUCAUUAAUUCAACAAUAUCAUCCAAGAUUUAUUCCUAAACAAACCAAUCAAAUCAACCAGAACAUUAACCAUAUUUUUAACAAUCAUAAAGACCUAAAUAUGAUCCUAAUGCUUCUGUUCCCAGAAAAUAUGACCCUAAUCUCCUUUAAAGAACAUAAUAAUAAUAACAAUAACUUUAAUCUAAUGCAAAUCCUUAAUUAAUAUCAAUUAUGGAACCCUAACCUAGAAUAACACAAUCAAUAAUAAAACCAACUGAAAAAUCAUUUCAUUAACCUAACAAUUAUGAUAAUUAAUAAAAAGUGAAGAACUUUUAAGAAUAAUUUGAAGCAAGCGAUGAAGAAGAUAUACUUUAAAUUUAAGUUUAACAGAAAUCUUCAUAAAAAUAACCAUCUGUUGUAGAUAUACCUACAAUUACUCCUAAUGAAAAAAAGACUAAUUACAUUUAAUAGCCUGUUUAAAUGAGAGAAUCAAAAGCUUCUGUUUUAACAGAUAAAGAUAAAUAAUAAUUAAUUGCAAAUGCUAAAUAAUAAAUGUUAACUCUAGAUCUAUUAGCAUCAAAACUAUCUACUCACAAUUAUACUGGCUAAGAUAUUUGUGAAAUUGUUACCUUCUAAAAGGGAAUAAUUAAAUUGCAUCAAGAUUUAAAUAAUAUUCUUAGUCAUGAUAGAAAUUCUAUAGUAUUAGUUGGAAUUAUUGGAUAAAACAAAUCAGGUAAAAGUACAUUACUAAAUGAAAUUGCACAUACUUCUAAUAAAUAGAAAUUUGGAAAUAAUGGAAUUUGGAUGUUAUCAAAACCACUUGUCAUUGAACAAAAAAGUUAUUAUUUCAUAGAUUGUUAAGGCACUGAUAACUAAUUGUUAUAUGCAUUUGUUAUGUUAUGUUGUUCUACUUUAUUAUAUAACACAUUAAAAUUAGAUGAUAAUAGUAUUUGGUGUUUUCCUGUGCUUGAUACAAUUUAAAGAUUAUUAAUUAAUGAAUAUGCCAUUACAUAAUUAUUACCCAAUUUUAUAUGGGUUUAACGUGAUACUCUUUAAGCUCGUCCAAUUAAUGAAUUAUAAGAAUUCCUUGUAAAAGCCAACAAAGGUCAAUUGUUUGAAAAUCUGUUUAAAUAACGUGAUGUAGCCUUUAUUGCUCCUCAAGGCACUUCAGAAUAUUAAUCUUCAAUUUCCUAAUUGAAAGAUAAAAUUAUUUUAGGAAGUGUUUGUAAAUAAGUCAAUAGCUACAAUUUGAAUGGUCCAUUAAUGUAUUUAUAUAUGGAAUAUAUUGUUGAUUUACUUAACAAACCAAUAUAAUUGUAAUUAGAUUAAUUAUGGGUAUCAAUUUGUGAGGAUUAUACAAAAGCUGUUUAUAAUUAAAGUUUAAAUGCUUUUGUUUAAGAAGUUGACAAUUGGAUGAAAGAUAAUCAAAAAAUUGAUGAUAUAGAGAUUUAUAAGUAAUUCAGAGAUUUUAAAGAUGUUUCAUUAUAAUCAAUAUACCCAUCUUGUUUUUUUAAUAAUAAGAAUCGAUCAUAUUAGCAAUAUAAAAAGAAAUUAUAAGAAACACUUUUAAGUAAAGAAAAAUAAGCUUUAUUAUUUUGUUAAUAUACAAGUCAAUGUGAAAAUGAUUCUCUAAUAACAAAGAAUAUAGGUAAAAUUAAUUUGAAAGAUAUUGAUUCGUUUUCUUAAUCUUUCAAUAAUAUGAUUGAUUAAUUGUUAAAACAAAAAUAUUAAUUAUCACAAUGUUCUACCUUUGCAGAAUGUUUACAAAAAAAUUAUAAAAAAUUAAUAGAAGAUCUAUUCUCUAAAUAUCAAAAGGCAUAAGCAAAUACAAGUGAAGAAUAAUAAUUCAAUUUAUAAUAAUCAAAAUUAUAGGUAUCUAAUAAGGAAGAUGAAUUGAAAAAAAAAUAAGAAUAAGUAACAUUUUUAGAGAAAAAAAGGAAUCUUUUAAUUAAGGAAAUAUAGGAUUUAUAAGAUUAAAUAAAAUUAGAAAGAGAGUCAAUUGCACCUGAUGCGAGAUAAUCAGGUCCAAAUGAAGAUUAAUUAUUAGAAUUGAAGUAGUAAUGUGCUUAAAAUAAAUAAGAAAUAUAAGUAUUGAGAAAAUAAGUGUAAGAUGCUGAACGUAGAAAAAAUGAGGAAGGAUGUAAUAUUCAAUGA